GGAGCUUUGAAAGAGCACCUUGAGACUGCCACUGUUUUUAAGGGUACUUCAAAAACUGUCCAAAAUGAGCUCCUGGAUUGUAUGUUGUCUGUUGCAAGGGAGCAAAUAAUUAAAGAAGCUCAAAAGAGUGUUUUUGUAUCAAUCCAGGCAGAUGAGACAACAGAUAUUUCAACACAGACCCAACUUGUGCUUGUACUACGCUACAUUGAUGACAAACACAGUGUGCAGGAAAGAUUUUUUGAGUUCAUUCCUCUGCAGUCAUCUACUUCUGAGUCCAUUGCUACUGCAUUAAAGAGCGUCUUGCUGCCAUCAUUCCUGAGGAUCAGAAAAGCAAGCUAAUCUGCCAGGCAUAUGAUGGAGCCAGUGUGAUGAGGGGUGCCACUGCAGGUGUUCAGAGGAAAAUCAAAGAUGAGUACCCAAAUGCCCACUAUAUCCACUGCUAUGCACACCAACUCAACCUGAUCAUGCAACAGGCCACCUCUCACAUUUCCAAGGUGAGAAUUUUUUUUUCUGACCUGGGUGGAUUUGCCAGCUUUUUUCCCGAUCACCCAAGCAUACAGCUGGUCUUGAUAAAAUGGUGGCCCAUAGACUGCCAACAUCCAGCAAUGUCAGAUGGAACUUUCACAGCCGAGCCAUCAACACUGUGUUUGAGCACAGACAGGAUCUCAUUCAGUGUUUUGAGAACAUACGCGACUCGGGUGACUUUGACCCCAAAACCAUGAGAGAGGCAGGAGGCAUGGCCAUGCUGCUGGAACAUCAGGAUUUUAAGUUCUUUCUGGAACUUUUUCACCACAUCAUGCCACAUGUGGACUUCCUCUAUGCCAAGCUCCAGAAGAAGAACAUAGAUGCAGUCCACAUCAAAGGGAGCAUCCAGCAGUUUGAACAGGACAUACAAAACAUCAGAAAUUCUCGCCAUUCCAUGGGUGAGCAAAGCAGUGGUUCUCUGACAGCAAAGAGGCGUCGGGUACUCAGUUCAGAGGAUCGUCAAAAUGUUGCAGAAGAGAUCUGCAACACCAUUCUGGGACACACCAGGGAGCUUUUCUCCUUCACCGACCAUCUUGUCUGUGCAACCUUGCUGCAGGGGGACAGGUUUGAGGACCAUCAGGGGGCAUUUCCUGAAGAGACACUACAAAGCACGCUGAAGGCCUACAAAAUGCUGAAUGGAAGAAAACUGAAGACAGAGCUCAGUCUCAUCUACAGCAAAGUAGAGUUCAGAGCCUGUUGUGGUGCAGUGGACCUGUUCCAGCUGUUCAUGGAAAACAAUCUUGAAGAUGUCUUUUCAGAAACUGUCACUCUCUUAAAGAUCCUCAUCACCACACCCAUGACCACAGCUGAAGCAGAGAGGUGCUUCUCAACCUUGAAAAGAGUGAAAACCUUCCUCAGAAACACCAUGACCCAGGAGAGGCUGAAUGCACUGGCCAUGCUCUCCAUGGAAAAGAGACUUGUUUGUGAAAUGACAGAUUUCAAUCAGAAAGUCAUUGAAAAAUUUGCUGGCCUGAAGGAGAAGAGAGCAAAAUUUAUGUUCAAGUAGUUUAUUGUUGUGUUGUAAUCCCCGCCCGCCAG
Gadus morhua (Atlantic cod) is the source of this 1563-nucleotide messenger RNA. RefSeq lists its product as uncharacterized. The record is from RefSeq and is a predicted model, not a curated record. Gene Ontology annotation, molecular function: protein dimerization activity. Lineage: Eukaryota; Metazoa; Chordata; Actinopteri; Gadiformes; Gadidae. Bases 575 to 1531 code for a protein of 318 amino acids. The transcript has 3 exons.